This is a messenger RNA of Protopterus annectens (West African lungfish), 4198 nucleotides long. It is a transcript of the gene RAB3GAP1, whose product is annotated as RAB3 GTPase activating protein catalytic subunit 1. Gene Ontology annotation, biological process: positive regulation of GTPase activity. NCBI's taxonomy places the organism in Eukaryota, Metazoa, Chordata, Ceratodontiformes, Protopteridae. The transcript is spliced from 26 exons. Gene Ontology annotation, molecular function: GTPase activator activity. The record is from RefSeq and is a predicted model, not a curated record. Bases 238 to 3207 code for a protein of 989 amino acids.
UUGAUUUUAAUUUCCAAGCAACAGUACCGCAAACUGCACACGUCGUAUGAUAACAAGAAUAAUAACGAUGAUGAAGCAUCUAAAAAACACACAGCCUUCCGAUAUCAGGAAACCAACUAAACAAAACUACAAAUCCCACAAUGCAACUAUCGAACACAAACCAACUCGAAAGAUGGCGGCAGACAGCGAUCCCGAGUCGGAAGUGUUUGAAAUCACUGACUUUACAACAUCAUCUGAAUGGGAAAGGUUGCUGGAAACCAUCUCCAAAAACAAAGAUUUAUCUCAAAAGUUGAAGAAGUAUUGAAUGAGUGGAAGCUAAUAGGAAGUACAUCAAGCAAACCGGUUGAAAAGGGUAUUUAUAAUUCUGGAGAAUGGGAGGAAAAAUCAACUGAAAUUUCAUUCGCAGACUUCAAAUUUAGUAUUAGCCAUCAUUUCCUCAAACAGGAAUCCUGUGAUAGAGAAAGGAGUGAAGAAUGUGAAGAAGAUGCACUUCCAUUAGCCAUGCAGGAUUUACUCUGUAUGAACAAUGAUUUCCCACCCAGGGCUCACUGCCUGGUUAGAUGGUAUGGACUGCGAGAAUUUGUGGUAAUUGCCCCAGGAGCAAACAGUGAUGCAGUGAUCAGUGAAUCAAAGUGCAACCUGCUUCUCAGUUCCAUUUCUAUUGCACUGGGGAAUACAGGCUGUCAGGUGCCUUUGUUUGUGCAAAUUCAGCAGAAAUGGCGUCGAAUGUAUGUUGGGGAAUGCCAAGGCCCUGGUGUUAGAACAGACUUUGAAAUGGUCCAUCUUCGUAAAGUACCCAAUCAGUACAACCACCUUUCAGGUCUUUUAGAUAUCUUCAAGUCAAAGAUUGGGUGUCCACUAACUCCUUUGCCUCUUGUGAGCAUAUCUAUUCGGUUCACUUAUGUUCUUCAAGAUUGGCAGCAGUAUUCUUGGCCUCAGCAACCACCAGACAUAGAUGCCUUAGUCGGUGGUGAAGUAGGAGGACUUGAAUUUGGAAAGUUACCUUUUGGAGCAUGUGAAGAUCCUAUAAGUGAACUCCAUUUGUCGGCAACAUGGCCUCAUCUUGCCGAAGGCAUCAUCGUUGACAAUGAUGUUUAUUCUGAUCUGGAUCCUCUUCAGGCACCUCUUUGGUCUGUCAGAGUAAGAAAGGCUGAUAAUCCACAGUGUUUAUUGGGUGAUUUCCUUUCUGAAUUUUUCAAGCUGUCUUGUCGGAAAGAGUCAACUGAUGAGCUUCUUGGAAAGUCAACAUUUGAAGAAGAGGGGAAGGAUACUGACAUUAGUCAAGCAUUAUCGAAGCUCACUGAGCCAGCAUCUGUCCCCAUCCAUAAAUUGUCUGUUACUAGCAUGGUCCAUAGUGCUAAGAAAAGGAUUCACAAGCGUCGACGAGUUGAGGAGUCACCUCUGAGUAAUGAUGUCCUUAAUUCUAUACUUAUAACAUUAUUCCCAGAUGCUGCUGAAAAAGCCACAGAUGUGUUGGAAGCAAAAUGUAGCACCUUGACAGGAAGUAGCAGUUCCACAACGCUGAGUGAAGACUAUACACUUUUCAACCAGUUUAAAUCUGCUCCUUCUGACAGUUUGACAUAUAAACUGGCAAUGUGCUUAUGCAUGGUGAAUUUCUAUCAUGGAGGUGUGAAAGGAGUAGCACAUUUGUGGCAGGAAUUUGUGUUAGAGAUGCGGUACCGAUGGGAGAACAACUUUCUUAUACCAGGACUAGAGAGCGGCUCUCCCAAUUUAAAGUGUUGUUUGCUGCAUCAGAAACUUCAGAUGCUGAAUUGCUGUAUUGAGAGAAAGAAAGCAAGGGAUGAAGGAAGAAAACUGCAAACAUCAGGAAGCUUUUCCAGUAUGGGAGUGGACCAGAAGUCAUCGAGUAGUGAUGCUGGGAAAAAAGCUCAGGUCCAGUCUUUAGCAGAUGGUCACAAAGAAACUGAUAAAGAUAAGAGAGAGAUAGGCAAAUCAUGGGAGUCUUGGAGUGACAGUGAAGAUGAGUUUUUUGAGUGCUUAAGUGACACUGAAGACCUUAAAGAAUCUGCUGAAGAGAGUACUGUAAAGGAAGGCGUGCCAAAAGAAACACAGAAGGUGAAAGCAGAAGGACGUCUACAUCAGCAUAGCAAGCUAAUGCUGCUGCACGCAGAAGCACCCUUGUACAUUCCUGUAACCCAGGAGCCUGCUCCUAUGACAGAGGAUAUGCUAGAAGAACAGUCUGAGGUGCUUGCUAAAUUGGGAACGUCAGCUGAAGGGGCACAUCUGCGGGCUCGAAUGCAGAGUGCUUGCCUCCUUUCAGACAUGGAAUCUUUUAAGGCAGCUAACCCUGGUUGUUCACUGGAGGACUUCGUCAGGUGGUACUCUCCUAGAGAUUAUGUUGAAGAGGAGGUGGUUGAUGAGACAGGCAACACUGUAAUUAAAGGAGAUCUGAGUCCUCGGAUGAAGAUUCCUGGUAAUAUGUGGGUUGAGGCCUGGGAAAAUGCAAAGGCAGUUCCUGCUCGGCGACAAAGAAGAUUGUUUGAUGACACAAGGGAAGCAGAAAAGGUACUUCACUAUCUGGCGAUUCAAAAACCAGCAGACCUCACAAGGCACCUUUUACCUUGUGUAAUUCAUGCUGCUGUACUCAAGCUUAAAGAAGAAGAAACCAUAGAAGACAUUCCAUCUGUAAGAAAGACAAUUCAGCAGAUUAUUUCUCAUUCCAGUAAAGUGCUUCGAUAUCAGAACCCAGAACAAAAGAAAGUAGAAGAAAUAAUCAGCCAGCUAAUGAGUGUGGAAGCAACUAUUGCUAGAGCAAGAUCACUGAAAGCCAACUUUGCAAUUGAUACUUGUGAGCAGAAGGAUGAAAAAGAAGAAUUAGAAAGGUUUGUGAGCUGUCUUCUGGAGCAACCCGAAGUGUCAGUCAUUGGAGCAGGAAGGGGUCCAGCGGGUAGAAUAAUUCACAAGCUGUUCGUGAACUCUCAGAAGCUGUCUGAAUCUACUGAAGAGGCAGCAACGACUUCACUGGAAGAUGAAACCGGAAAGGCAAGUGCUUCAGAUGAUCAUCGAGUGAAUGCAGGAAUGGUUUCAGACUUUCCGCCACCUGCAGGCCGUGAAAUCCUUCUUAGAACAACUGUUCCUCGCCCUGCACCGUAUUCAAAAGCAUUGCCACAACGUAUGUACUGUGUGCUCUUGAAGGAUGAGUUUAGAUUGGCUGGAGCAUUUUCCUCUGAUACCUCAUUCUUCUAAGGUUUUACAUAGAGAUUCUGAAACUGGUUUAAAGAGCAUCUUUGGUUCGAGUAUAUGGUAACAGUUUAAUGCUUUGGUAAAAUUAAUGUCAUGUUAAUGAAGAAUUUUCAUUGUGCAGAAUUAAAAAAAAAAUCACAAAUGUAGUUCAAAUCUAAGGGGUGAUUAUAUGUGUAAACUAAAGAAAACCCUGCACAAUCUAGUCCAGGCAUUUUUAAUCAAGAUAUUUAUGAAACACAAAAUAUUUUCAUUAUGUUUACAAAAUCAAUAUAUAUAUGCAGUACAAAGUAGAAUGUAAGUUAAGGCUUUUAAUGUGCUGUAUUUUUAAUGUCUUUGUGGUCAGUAUAACUGACUGGAGAUAAUCAUACGUAGAACGAUUCAGUGAAGCUUCUGUAAAUAUUGCUAAAGAAAAAUACUGUAUUUACUUUAUAAAUAUAUAAUCAUAUAUAAAAUGUUAUCUGCUUCAAAUUAGCAUAUGUCCUGUGGUCAGUACAUAUUCUUAAGUGGUAAAACUGUUGUAAUGGUUAACUUGUUUAGUGUGAAUUGUACGAUAUAAAAGAGAUUUUACAUCAUCUAAUUCCAGAUGUGCAUAUUUAUAAAAUAGAAGCAACAUGGGUACUCUUUUUCAUUAAACAUUUUUUUUUUAGUCUGACAGAUUCAACAGUUCGAGUACAGACUGAGGAAAUAAAAAUAUGUAUCCAUGUUUAUUUUACCAUUUUGAGUAUGAAAGUACAUUGGCAUAUUAGUACUUGUUACCCUUGGUGAGCAUAGUAUAACAAACUUGCAAUGGAUUACAUUGUGCGAAUUGCAGCUUAUAUUAUGGCAUUCAAACUGUUCAUCUUUUUCCACUAGUAUGUGUGUUAUUCUGUCAACUAAUAACAGAAGUAGGAAUUUCCAAAGUGUGAUAUAUUAAACUAAAGUGUCAAAAUGACUGGGCCCACCUAUUCAAGAAAUUUACUCAUUUAAAUAUGAAUAAAGAAAAACUUGAAAACAA